UCGACAGAUCGCAUAAUACUCUUUUGUUGGAAAAAUUAAAAAUUAUCGGCCAACCGUUUGACUGCAAAGUUAAGGACUCGAAUACAAUGAGUAAUAUCGCCGAAGGCCCGUUUAGUAUUGAAGCUAUCACCAGCGAAGACCGGCAAGCGGUAAUCGAUUUUUUAAGACAAUUUUUUUACCGCGAUGAACCACUGAUUAUUGCACUUGACAUGACGGUUGAUGUCAAAGCAAUGGCCAAAUUGGAAGCUUACUGUAAUUCGCUAUUGGACAAUGGACUAGCGUGCAAAGCUGUAUCUGCAGACGGACGUUUAAUUGGCGUUAUCUUGAACGGUGUUAAAUGUAAGUUGGACAAGCACGAAGACGAUACCGAGGACGACACUAAGUUUCAGCAUAUUACUAAAUUUCUCAACAAAGUCGACAAAGAAGCGAAUUUCUUUUGUCAGUAUCCAAACGUUUGCCGAGCACUCACUAUCGAUAUUGUUGCAGUGGACCACAAGUACAGGGGAAAAGGAGUAUGCAAAUCACUAAUGGACAAGGCUAGAGAGUUGGCAUUAAAAAACCGAUGUUCAAUGAUUUAUGUGGAGUGCAGCAGUUAUUUUUCCGCCAAAGCAGCGGAAAAACUAGGAUUCCAAUGUAUUUACACGUUGUCCUACAAAGACUACUUAAACGACCAAGGACAACCAAUUUUCAACCCUCCGCCGCCGCAUACACAGUCUAAGGUGUAUGUCCUACCAUUAGACAACAACUGAACGCUUCUUCGGUUCUUCGUGAAAAAUCAUACAGCUAAUCAGCUUACUAUAGUUAAAUUAAGCUUACAGUGGGAGUUGAUAUCGUCAAUGAAUUAUUUGAUAAGUUGUUUACAACAUGUUUUGGCCAACACGUUACGUUAUUCAUAUGUAUUUCACGGUAUGAUAAAGUGUUUUUUUUUUUUAUGGUAUAGUUAAGUAUAGCUUUUUUUCAUUUUUAACCCUUAUUUGUUCUUCAGUUUUAGUUCUCAACCUUUGUCGUUACUACUUUUCCCCACAAUAUCUGUUUGUGGCCAAUUCAUUUUACACCUCUAUAAUGUCCACAUUCUUGUACACUAAUCUCUUUAAUUCAUAGAACGAAUGGAGCUUAACAACUUGUUCAAUAAAAUAUAUCUGUCAUUUCACUUUUACACAUCGCAAAUUAUUCUAUUCUGCUAUGCUUCCCACACUUACACGGUAAACUCAUCUGGUGUUACCUCUUUUUUACAUUCCACCUUUUUGUACUACCUCUCCCUAAUUGCAUUUACUGACUAAAUAAUUUCCUGUUUCAACUCACUUAGACUAUAACAUGUUUAUGUCUUGCUAGCAAAUACUGAUUUCUGUUUUUCAACAAACCUCGCACAUUCGUCAAGUGUUUGGUUUUAUUUUCUCUGUUACUCUGUUUGUUUUACAGUUACCUUCGCUUUUUUGCAUUACUGUAGGAUAUUAAAUUA
Adelges cooleyi (spruce gall adelgid) is the source of this 1459-nucleotide messenger RNA. RefSeq names its product arylalkylamine N-acetyltransferase 1-like. NCBI's taxonomy places the organism in Eukaryota, Metazoa, Arthropoda, Insecta, Hemiptera, Adelgidae. The transcript is spliced from 4 exons. The record is from RefSeq and is a predicted model, not a curated record. Gene Ontology annotation, molecular function: N-acetyltransferase activity. The coding region runs from base 87 to 749 and encodes 220 amino acids.